AUGGUCAUUGAAAUGGAGCCACGGGUGUAUCGAUGGUCCUCGGUCUUGUUGGCUGAACUCCCACAUGAUGUUGCUCAGGCCAUUGGUGUUUUGUUGGGGGAUGUUAUUGGAGUGGAUAAUCACGAUGGGUCCGAUUGUGUAAGGGAGAAGAUGGUGGAAUUCAAAUAUGAGUAUAUUCUUGAUUACUGCUUUGUCUCUAGGCGAUUAGGCCAUUCCACCCACAUAUGCAUUAAGAAAUAUAAAACUACACAUGGGCCUUUCACUCCGAUUUUGUGUGAUCAGUUGACCUCUGUAUUUGCUGAUUUGGAAGCUAGCCUCACUCAGGAUGAUGUUCCUCCUUUGGUACCACCUAAACCGACUCUGCCUGUGUCGGAUUUAGGACCUCUUACAAGGGAUAUUCCUUUUAGGAAGGUACCUUCUCACGCACCUCCUACCAUGUUGGGGGUGUGUCUCUUUUACAGGUUGUAG
Prunus armeniaca (apricot) is the source of this 468-nucleotide messenger RNA. Lineage: Eukaryota; Viridiplantae; Streptophyta; Magnoliopsida; Rosales; Rosaceae. The record is from the annotation of a GenBank genome assembly.